AUGGCUGGAAAAGCAGGGGAGCCCCGUGUCCCAGCCACCUUGCAGAAAUCCCGCCUGAAGACCGAGGAGAAGGUUCUGGACCUUGACUUCCAGCUGGAGAGCGUGCAGUUUAAUGAACUAGGGAGGUACGCCCUGCGGUUGACCGCCGAAAAUCCUCUGGUGGAAGGGUCAGAAGCUGGGGUGCAGCUGCGGGUGAACGAAGGAGAAGCGCUUCAUACCAACACGGCCACCACCAACGUGGUGGAACAGACCAACCUCAGCGAAGUCUACACGUUUGAGAAGCGGAGGUUUCUCUUCAUCCUGCCCAAAGGUUUCUGCAAAAAUGAUAAAAACCAUGAUGCUCGUCUGCGGAUUGAAGCUUUACGCCAGCGUGGGUCCUUCCUGAAGACCAACGUGAAGACUGGAGAAGCUUUCUUUGCUAUUUACCCCCGCACUAACCAACCUAGAAUAAACCUCUUUGCCAGCAAGGACGAAGAUUUAUACCGUUAUAGUGAUAUUAUGGUGCUUCUCCGGGCUGGUGGCAAUGACUUGGCCAUGCAUUGUGGGAGGUUGGCUUACACGGUAUCGUUCCAUGAGCAUCGACCCGGAGCCAAGAGAGAAAUACCCAUCACGCCACGUCAUCUUUCUCCUUUGGUCCCCCGCAAGGAAGAUAAGAUGCAGGUGGAGGUGGGAAGCUCUUAUCUGGCACCUUUACAGUUGCUGGGGGUCCAGCCAGAGAGGACCCCAGGCAGUGCACUUGAACGACCAUCUCAGAUGCCGCCGACUGCAGAAUCCCAGAUUCGUGGGCACUCACCAUACGGCCUGCUGGAGUCCGAGAAAGAAGUCCCCGAUGAAGAUAUCCAAGACUUUUUAGAAGAACAAUCCAUCUUAGUAGCUUCUUCUUCUUCCUCCUCCUCCUCUUCACUCGCACCAGCUUUGCCAAGAAGCAAAACCACUUCAGAAGAAGACAGCAAGCAGCCAGCUCAGGCAGUGACCCAUGUCCCUGCACAACCCACGCAUGCUCCAACCUGGGAGGAAAGAGUGACAGUGGAAAUUGAUUCCAGCAAGGCAGGAGAAGAAGAUGUGUCUCUCACCAUAGCUGACAAGGACUCCAAAGAAAUUCUUGUGAAAUACAACAUCCCUGUGAAAUACCUCCGUCCUUUCCACCAUUAUCACUGUGCCUUGGUGCUGCCUCGGAAGAAGGACCAAACAGGAACCAAGUUAUAUGCAUCCAUCAUUCGUAAACGUAGCCUCAUCCCACGCUAUGCCGGAGUGAACUACACAGGGCUGGAGGUUUUCCUCAAAGGGAUCAAUGAACCUCUUGCACAGCCUGGUGGCAAAGUCAAAGCCGUUGCUAGAAUAGUGAAUAACCUUGGAGCCUACGUACAGAAGAUGCAAGCUCGGUUACCUGAUGCUCCUGCCGUUCCCUUGACCGUGGUGAAUUUCCCAGAUCCUGUAAUGGAGGAUUUUGAUGUCCCUCGAGUCAACAACCAUGGAUAUCCACAGGUGUCUUCGCUUGGCGGACCUCCUGAACAACCCAUGUGGAAUACUUCCUUCCUGUUUCAAGGAAGGGAUGGUGCUACCGCUUUUUCAGAUGAUACGGCCUUGCUCAUUGAAUACUAUAGAUCGACACCAGGAGAAGAUCUGGAAGGCACAUCAAAGUUUUUAGGCUAUUCCGUGCUGCCACUGACCAACCGAGUUUACCGAAAACUUGCAGCAGAUAGUAGCCGAAGUGGAAUUAGGGUAGAAAAUCUACCCAUCCAGGAUACCACUAUGAAAACCACAUCUGGUGGACUCCCAACUGUCCAACUUGGCCUUCAGUUAGUCAAUUCAGAGAGGCCAGAUGGGUUUCUGACUUCAUCAGCCACAAAUGGACUUCCCGUCCUGGAUCCAGAGUUGGUGGGAGAGCUCGGGACAAUCAAGGAACCGUGGACAAGGCCAACUUCCAAAACUGAACAGAAGACUACUUCGGCUAGAGAGUCUGAAACAGAUAAUUACCGUGCAGCCCUGAAAAAAAUGGCGGAUGACAUCCUGUCCUUGCGCCAACAUAUUUCCACACUGGAGAGGGAAAACAGUGCCUUGAGACGUAACCUUGCCUUGCAUGAAGACAUUGGCCGGUCUCUUCUCCAAGACUUCGAUCUGGAUGUUAUGACCAAGGCAGAAAUAGUUGACAGAAUAAUGGCACUCAAGCAAAAAUUAUCUUCCGGGGCUCGGGAGAUGGCCCGGAUGAAGGAUCGGAUACAAAGACUGCAAAACGAAUUGAUUAGGAAAAAUGACCGAGAAAAAGACCUGGUGAUGUUACAAAAAGCCCACCAACAACAGCAGAUGGUGCUUCGAAAAUAUCAAGCCAAGAUGGCCAAGAUGCAAACCCUUGAAGAUGCGGUCCGGCAGCAGGAAAAGGUAAUCGAGAGGAUGGAGAGGAUGUUGGAAGGGAAGAUGAAGGAACGGAUCAAAGAGGCCUCUUUUGGAGAGUUAUCCAAAACGGCUGGUAAGUAAACCACAGCAGGUGACAACUGGUCCAAAGAUGUCUACUCCACCCUAUUGAUGGAGAACAUGAGGCUACGGGAUGAACUGGGGAAAUCUUCUUUUCGUUCACCCAUCAUAUUGCAGCAACAAGCCUUACCCGAUACAUUUUCAACCAGCUCAGAAAAGCUCUCGUUGGUUUCAAAGCUGGAGAAGGCUGAGGCACGUAUACUUGCCUUGGAACACCAGCUGGGGGACUCUGCCAAGAACUGGGGCCGAGAGAAGCAGAGUUACAACUCUCGUCUGCUUGAAAAUGACCUUGGAUUUGACCGAUCGCCGUCCUCGUUCAUAGUUCAUGACAUUUAUCCGAACGAGAAGGAAAGGAGAGAGGAUGAAGAAAAGUACAAAAACUCAGGGAAGGUCAUACAAAAGUAGCCAGUUAUGGGGCCGAAUCUCCUUAUAGAAACCUCAUUAAUCCAACACAACUCAAGAGCCGUUGGAGUCCACAGCCUUCGACUCUAGUCUGGGAGGAGACCCUGGAAUUCUACCUGGUGCAGCAGAACAUAAUAUCUAUUGUAAAAUAUAUACAGUUAUAUACCUCUUUCCUGGAGAGAUGAGCUGAAUACAGACUUCUCUGUAAACUACAUGACAGUGUUGGUGCCUGUGAUGUAAAUUUUGUACGGUA
Molecule: messenger RNA, 3127 nt
Organism: Notechis scutatus (mainland tiger snake)
Lineage: Eukaryota; Metazoa; Chordata; Lepidosauria; Squamata; Elapidae
Source: RefSeq, a predicted model, not a curated record